This is a messenger RNA of Cladophialophora immunda, 7336 nucleotides long. RefSeq lists its product as uncharacterized. Gene Ontology annotation, biological process: mRNA processing; mRNA export from nucleus. Gene Ontology annotation, molecular function: mRNA binding. NCBI's taxonomy places the organism in Eukaryota, Fungi, Ascomycota, Eurotiomycetes, Chaetothyriales, Herpotrichiellaceae. The record is from RefSeq and is a predicted model, not a curated record. The transcript has a single exon. Gene Ontology annotation, cellular component: THO complex part of transcription export complex. Bases 226 to 7152 code for a protein of 2308 amino acids.
CCAUCACCUCCUCACUCCUCGAUACGACAGUCCCUCUUUGCAAACCCCCUCCAGAUUGCUGACUUUGCGCUCAUGCACGAAGACUAAGCUGUCCAACCCUGCUCGUCGAAUCAAAGCUGAUCGCCCUCUUUCAGCCGGAUGUCGCAGUCUCCCUCAUGAAAACCACGAGGACAGCCUUCUCGAAGACAGCCUUGCUGGGGCCGCAGUUGUUGACGACUGGACGUGAUGCCCCUGCCGGUUGGCGCUAAGAGAAAGCGACCGGAGCGUACAUACUCGGAUGAUCACCCGCAGUCUCGUCCUUCACCUCAUCGACCGGGAAAUCUCAGUCUUGCCCAGUCGACGCCGUAUCACACGUCAGGAAAUGAUCGUGAAUAUAGCCAACUGCGUGGAAGAGGUGGUCGGCGAUCAAGCAGAGGAGGUCGAGGCGGUAAUUCUGCGUCCAGCCCAGUCCACCCUCAAGGAGAUAGGCCUCCUACCGCGACGAAGGCACUGUUAGCGGAUCGCGAGUCCACCACAACAAACGGCACCAUGUCUACAGCUCAGCAAAACCCUCCCAACAUCUCUGUCUUAUCCAGUCCUCCACCGGAACCUCAGCCCUACAAUUACACCUACUUGACAAACGCAGUUUGUGAGAAAUGGCAGACUGGGGGCAGGGAAGAUGUCUUGCGGCAGGCCCUGCAAGGUAUGCAGGAAGAGGAGGGGACACAACUGAACGCAUUGAUGCAAGAACUUGUGCAGGCCGUUGUGUUUGGCAAGCUUGGUCCAUCAGAAGCAGGCGACCUGGUUAAACAAAUGCUGGAGAGCGAGAUUCCAGAUGAAGACCAUCGGCCGAUACCACAUCCCACAACCUUACAAGCCGCCCUCCUAGAUUCCAUAUCCAUCGUCUUCGAAAGCAAUCCCCUAAUACCGCUUGAUCGCCUCUCCGCAUUUGUCCUUUCGACCGGAAUACCUCACGAUUUACUACGACAUGAGCUGGACGCGCCUUUGCUUGAAAAAUUGGAUCUGAUCAGGAAUACCUUCAAUCGUAUGGGUAUCAGAAAGCAGACAAAUCUUCUCUACAGACAAGCGAAUUUCAACCUUAUGCGGGAAGAGUCUGAAGGCUUCGCGAAGUUGAUGACCGAGCUGUUCACUACCAGCAGUAGCGAGGCACCGACUGCAGAAAUUGUCGAGGACACUGUUGAAAAGGUUAAGGCUAUGAUCGGUGCAUUUGACUUGGACGUGGGCCGAAGUUUGGAUGUUGUUCUCGACGUCUUUAGUGCGGUUCUGGUCAAACAGUGUCGAUUCUUCGUCAAAUUCCUUCGCGCGAGUCCAUGGUGGCCUCGGUCGUCGACCUCAGUCAAGAAGACCCUAACUCUGACAGGGCUUCCGAAGUGGGCCUUUCCCGGCUCUCCUGAUUGGCACCUCACAGAGGAGCAAAAGCAGAUUGUCGCAGACGAGACUCGGGCCCGCGACGAGGCCUUUUGGCCCAUGGCUCGGGAGCGAGGCCUCGAAGCUUUCUAUCUCCUUGGAAGAUCACAAGUGCCACAAGAGAUCCUCGAACGAGCUUCAUCAUCAGGGGACGAUUUGCUCGCACAGUGGAUUCGAGAGACUGGCACCCUGCCGCCUUUGGGAAAUCGCGACGCAGCACAGCUUCUGGGAUUUAAACUCCGUUUCUAUUCAUCGUCGCCGGCACGGGAUGAAACAGAUGUCCUACCAGACAACCUCAUCUACCUUUCAGCUCUCCUCAUCAAAAUCGGAUUUGUCUCGCUUAAGGAUCUAUACCCACAUAUCUGGAGGACGGACGAUGCGAUGGACGAACUCAAAGACCAAAAGACACGAGAAAAACAAGAGCGAGAAAGGGCUGCCAGGCCUGGAGCAGGUGCCAGGAACGCGCUCACGGCAGCUGGAGCGCUAAUAGACGACACCUUACCUGCGCCACCCCGACUGAAAGAGUCAACCACAAGGGCCAACACCCCAUCUAAAGAACCAGAGGCUGAAAAGCUAGUUUCGAAGGAGAAUGAGCCUGCGGACCAGAAAGUCUUAUUACUCAAGAGCUUACUUGCCAUUGGCGCGCUUCCGGAAGCCCUCUUCAUUCUCGGCCGCUUCCCUUGGUUGAUGGCCCUAAUUCCCGAUCUUCCAGAAUAUGUCUAUCGUAUCCUACAUCACUCUUUGAGCAAAGUAUACGGGGAAGUACAACCUCUGCAGGACCGUCCAAGUCUUCGGAGCCUGGAACCGAGUUACGAAACCGAUGUACCCGGCGUCGCAAAAGGACAGGUCAAAGUCGUCGAAACAACCGAGAGAAAGGUCCUCCGAUGGGCCCAGCUAGACAAAAACGAUAGUCCCGACGGCACUGAUUAUCGAUUUUACUGGGAUGAAUGGAACGACAAUAUUCCAGUCUGUCAAAAUGUCGAAGAUGUCUUUACACUAUGCGAUACUCUACUGCCCCUCGUUGGUGUCAAGAUCGGACAAGAUCCGGGCCUUCUCCUCAAGAUUGCCCGAAUCGGAAAGCACAACCUACAGGUCGACAAAAGCGAGUCCAACCGAUCGCGAUGGUUGGAUCUGGUCAAACGUACCCUUCUGCCAUCGCUAAGCUUGACCAAAUCGAACGCCGGCGCGGUCAACGAAGUUUUUGAGCUCCUCAGCGUUUUCCCCGUGAAUGUCCGCUAUUUGAUGUAUCUCGAAUGGUCCACCGGAAGAACCUCUCGCAAUCCCGACGUCAAAUCAGCAUUCGAUCAGGCUAGGGCCGAGACAAAGGAUAUCCUCAAACGUAUAUCCAACACCAAUGUACGGCCAAUGGCGCGAGCGUUGGCCAAAAUCGCAUUUGCCAACCCACAUAUCGUGAUCACCACUGCGCUCACUCAAAUCGAAGUAUACGACAGCAUCGCAGAGGUCUUCGUCGAAGGCGCACGAUAUUUCACCGAUCUUGGGUAUGAUGUUCUAACUUGGGCCAUUGUAAGCUCAAUGGCAAGGACUGGAAGAAACCGUACUCAGGAGGGCGGCAUCUUCGCGAGUCGUUGGCUUUCAGCGCUCGCAGUGUUUGCCGGCAAGAUUUAUAAGCGAUACGGCAUGAUGAAGCCUGGCCCAAUUCUCCAAUAUGUUGCCGGUCAACUUGAGCAUGGCAACACAAUGGACCUCAAGAUGCUAGAACAGAUUGUACUUUCCAUGGCUGGAAUUGCAACCGACACGAGUUACAAUGAUGCACAGUUACAAGCAAUGGGGGGAGGGCCACUCUUACAGUCCCAAACUAUCCUUCAGUUACUUGAUCGACGGCAUGACUCGAAGAAGACCUCUGAGAGACUGAUGAAGUCGCUUCAAGACACAGGUCUGGCCGCGAAGUUUUUGAUAUCCAUGGCGCAGCAGCGACAAGCUUGUGUCUUUGAAGAAGGGCAGGUGCCUCUUAAAGCAAUUGGCAACACAUACGACGAGGUCCAUCGAGUGAUGGUGCAGUAUCUUGACCUGCUGAGAACAAACCUCACACCAGAAGAGUUUCGGGCCACAAUUCCUGAUGUAGUGAGUCUGCUCAUUGACUAUGAGAUUCGCCCUGAAAUCGCAUUCUGGAUCAGCCGGCCGCUCAUCGCCAGGCAAAUUCAAGAGUACGACAAAGAAAAUGCAAAAGAUCAGCGAGCGGAGGAAGUUAAGGAGGUCAAUGGAGACGUCGAAAUGUCAGACCAAAUAAAUGCCAGCUCAGAAGAGGAUGGCGAGGCUGUCGAGACAGAAAACCUGAUGAACGAUUCUCCUGCUGCAAGCGACACAAUGGGUCCGACGCUUGACCUCGACGCCAGCAAGACCCCUGGCCCAUUGGAUGCAGCAACAGAUGAUUGCUGGCAUCCCGUGAUGAAGGAUCUCAUGACUUCCAUCCAGCCACACCUCCCCGAGGAGAUUGUGGACAUCAUCGGAACUGGAUUCUACGCGACAUUCUGGCAAUUAUCAUUAUACGACAUCACCAUCCCUGGCAAAUCGUACGAAGACGAACUCUCCAGACAGCAUAAAAAGAUUGCUGCGAUUUCUGCAGACCGAACAGAUGUCAGUGUCUCUGGGGCAAAGAAGAAAGAGCUCGCGAAGAGGGAGAUACAGGAGCUCAUCGAUAAGCUGCUUGCGGAAAAUAAAGAACAUCUGAAAGCUUUUGCGGAGAGCAAAGCCCGGCUACAGCGCGAAAAAGAACAGUGGUUCCUCGGAAAGGCCAGGAUGGACAAGGCAUUGAACACCACCCUUAUUGAGCACUGCUUUCUCCCUAGGAUGCUGUCCUCCCCACUGGAUGCCUACUUCUGCUUCAAAUUUGUCAAAUUUCUCCAUGGGGCCGGAACGCCGAAUUUCAGAACGCUUGGCUUUUACGAUCUGUUCUUCAAGCCGUCCCGACUUAUCUCGCUCAUAUUCAUGUGCACCUCUAAAGAAGCCGAUAAUCUUGGGAAAUUUCUGAAUGAGGUGCUGAAGGAUCUUGCUCGAUGGCAUGGGUCUAAAGCAACCUACGAACGUGAAGGCUGGGGAAUUAAGAAAAACCUACCCGGGUUUGCCAUGAAGGUUGAAGCCGGGAAAGUCGUUGCCCUACUGGAUUUCGAAAGUUUCCAAAGAGUGCUUUACAAAUGGCAUGGCAAUCUGCACACGGCGCUUCAGAGGUGUUUGACGUCCCCAGAAUACAUGCACGUCCGAAACGCGAUUUCUGUCCUACGUGCGAUCUCAGGGGUCUACCCGGCGGUCAAUUGGCACGGUACAGGAUUGCAGAAGGCAGUCGAUAAACUCCGCGAAUCCGAUAAAGAAGAUCUCAAAGUCUCGUCUCAGGCCCUUCUGGGCGCUUUGCACAGACGGGAGAAGCUGUGGGUGGGGCUAGAAACUUUCCGCAAAGGACCAGAAAAGAGCGGCGAGCCUGAGCGUGAUCAUUCUCAACCGAAGAUUUCUUCAUCCCAAGAAUCUCCGGCCGCAAGUGUGGUGACAACCAAGAAGGAGGGAGAUGCUGAAGUUAAAGACGCGGAAAUGACAGAUGCACCAUCGAAGCCAGAGGGCAAAGAUGUCCCCGAGAAGAAGGAUGGCGAAGAGGCGUCUAGCAAGUCUGCGAAACCGCCACCCACUAGCGGGACUCCUACACCGGCUCCUAGAACAAGUUCCAGACCAGGGAACGCUAAUGGCGCUUCGACACCAACUCGACAAGCCACCGAGCCUCUGGCAAGUGCAAAACGAGAGUCAAGGCUCCCUCGCACGGAAACGUCCAAACCGCAUGAACUUCCUCGACGACUUACCCCUCCGUCACGGCCUCCUGCCAACCUACCGAACCGUCCAGAGCCAGUGGAUUCUCGAAACGGUCAUCGCGACAGCCCGCGUUUGUCCAGUCGACUGGAAGUCGACGCUCCGAGAAUGCCACCUGACAUUCGAAGCAGUCGAGAUGGAAGGCUAGGCUAUCGAGGGCCAGACCGGCCAGACCGACCCGACCGACCGGAUCCAGGCUACGAUGACUAUGACCGGCAUUCCCGUAGAUAUGAACGCCCCGAUGGCACUGCCCAUGGCACGCGUGAGGAGCGUGGGUAUGGUCGAGACCACGACAGAAGAGCCCCAUAUGACCGACCUCCUGCGCAUGAGAGAGAUCGUCCACCCAUUCGCCCUCCUCCGGCGGAACGUGAGCGGGAAGUUCGUGAGCCAGCCCCAAGAUCAAGACCCCCUCCAGCUCUAGAACCAUCCAGACCAGACUCGCAACCUCAGAAGAAAGAGAAUCUCACGGAGCCUCCCCAACCGGUCGUCAAUCCAGCGCGUGCUUCGUUCAUGGGGGAAAGUGGAAGUGACCGAAGAUCACUUCCGGGAUCGAGGGCUCAGGCGCAAGACAAACCAUCAAGGUCAUCACGGCCGAACUCUCCACGAAGAGAAGACGACCGACGGGCAUACCCCCGUCGCGAUGCGGAUGAUCGACCUAGGCCAGAAACUCCCUCCGCGCGACACUCACCUUAUACACCUUCGUCCUUGGAGUCAGGUGCAAUGCCUUCUCGUUCUAGUGCUCCAAGUUCGUACAAGAGAGAGACGCGAGACCUUAGACAAGCCCCGCCCGUUGACAUGCAGCACGGCAGGCUCGAGCAGGAGUUGCCGCAACAACCAGCGAUCUCGCAGACCCCGGAUCGUGGCCAAGAAUCUGACGUACCGUCUGGUCCUCGUAGUCAACCGCCGUCAGGGGGAGGAUCGAGGAUGAGAGCUCCUCCACUCAAUACACAAGUGCCGCCACCAGCGAAUGCUGAUCGACCAACUCCAACCGGACCUUCGAGACGACAUGGACGAACUGGUUCCUACGCCGAGCCUUCAUCUACACCAUCAACGCCUGCGGCUGAUGCAGCAGGUGUUCAUCCCUCUCGCCUGGGCCAGAUCGAUUCAGCAGCCUCGGAAACACCGCGCUCAAGCCAGGCCACACAACCUCCGCCGCAGACUCAGCCUCCGGCAGGUCCCAGAGGAAGUGCACCUCCUGGAGCUCCGUCUGGGCCGUCCCCGACAAGUAGAGGUCCGCCAUCCGGCCCACUGGCUGGGGACGGGAACAUGCGUGGGGGACGGAACAAUCGUAACCCACUUGCCGCUGUCAACAAUACCCUUGCUCAGGCCGGCACUUCGAUUCGUGGACGAGGUAGUAUGAGGCAGAGCGGUUCGAGCUUUGGUCCGCAUAUGCCCCCUCCACCGCCACCCCCGCCGCCGGGUGGUCCUCCUCCAACAAGCCACGGUCAAAGUCCCAACGGAUACCCACCGCGUGAUUUGUUUGCCUCCUCAAACCCUAACGAAGUGCCGGUAGGCGCCAGACCACCUUCAUCACGACACGAUGGUAGCAGGGACCGCAGAAGCGAACUCACCGAAGAGCGAGGUUCCGAGAGGAGGCCAUCUCGGCAUUCAAGUCGGCAUGACGAAUCACGUGGAGAUAGAGAACAUCGGAGCGAGCGCAAUGGCCGUGACGGAAAAGAAGAUCGAUACGGGCCGAGUGAUGCUUUGAGGCGGGAUGAUAGAGCGAGCAGGAGAGACAAUCACCCGAGCGAAGCCGACGAUCGGAGAACAGGGUAUUCAAGAUCUGCUCCUUCGAGAGACGAUACCCCGUCGUCGAGGAAACAUGGUCGAGGGGACGAACCGAGCAACUAUGGACCCCCUAGUCAUGGAAGUGGUGGAAGCAGAGGAGGCUCAAGAGUUGCAAGUGAAAGUAAGCGGGUCCGACGUGGGCCUUGAAGAAUAUGAAAUGGUGUGGGCGACUGACUGAAAUUUCUAUGGUCAUGCCAAACGUCUGGAUGGCAAGCUGGGUGAAUGUGAAAGUAUUGAAUAUGAUGGACGCGAGCAGCCAACAGUCAACUUGUGCCUUUAUCAGGAGGCCAGCUUAGUUAUUUUCCCCAAUUCAAAAUGUGUUAGUACCGCU